AUGAUUUUGGUUGCAAGUCAGAAAAACGACGAUGAAGACCAGUCUGUUGUUGCUGUCGACAAAAAAGGCUUUGUAUGUCUCUGCUGUAAACAUGGAAGGCACUCGUGUAGGCAUGUAAAGUGCAUAAAUACGAUCGUAAAAAACCAAACAAUGCCUGAUAGUUUGGUAGAGGUUGUGAGAAGGAGCGAAGUUUUGCAAAAAAAGCACCAGAAUGCGUACAUUAGAAAGCCGCUGUCAACUGGCAAAAUUUCUUUGGAGACUCUACCACAUCAGCGUAGUGUCUAUGUAGGGUCUUACAGUAAUGCUGUUAUGGAGACAGUGGAAAGCAGCCUUUUGGUUCCAGAUUUUGAUGGGGAUAAUUGUAGAAAUUGCGGAGAAAGAUUGAAUGAGCACUAUGUUUGGCAACCCAGAGUGAAACUCAUUUCGCGCAACUUCAUAAAACUCGUGAGUGUUCCAGAUAGAAAAUGUCCUAACACAGACUGCUCCGUCGUUCAGAACUAUUGUGGUUCAAACAAAGGAAUUCUUAACAUGGGUGAUUUUCUUGUUGGGCACGAUGUUCUGAAGGACUACAUGUUUAGAUUCCUCACUGGAAACAGUUCAAGUUUAAUCGGCUUUUAUGACUCCUUAAAAUUAUAUAUGGAGCUAGGUAGCGUUCAAGACCAGAAGCUAAUAAAUUACCAGCAAUGGCGGAUGUCUUGGUAUGGUUUCCUUGCAUUGCUUGAUAUCAAUUUUGACAACCACUACGUGUGCCACAUAUGUGGGCAGUAUCCUCAAGUUGUUUGUUGCGAUGCAACCACUCUCGCAUUUAAACGGGAGUAUGCUAAAAGCAUCAUCAUUGCAGAGGAGUGCAACGAGCCUGAAGAGAAAUUACGUGGAUGA
Molecule: messenger RNA, 879 nt
Organism: Rhopilema esculentum
Lineage: Eukaryota; Metazoa; Cnidaria; Scyphozoa; Rhizostomeae; Rhizostomatidae
Source: RefSeq, a predicted model, not a curated record